AUUUGAUUUCAGUGUGAAAUUCAUUUCAAAAACAAGAAAGCACAGAACAAGUGUCAAUAUUGACACGUAGGCAUACCAACCAAAAACGAAAAAUUCUCGAUCUCUUAGUACAUGUGCUUCUGGAAGCAGUCUAAUAAAAAUAAUAAACGAAUAGAGAAAUGAAGCAGAUUGUGAAUAACCAAACGGUUAAGAUCCCUAAGGGACUUACUGUUACCGCCAAGUCUCGUGUGGUCACUGUUACAGGACCAAGAGGAGUUCUCAAGAGGUCAUUCAAACAUCUAGCUUUAGACAUUCGUAUGGUGAAUCCAAGAUUACUGAAAGUAGAAAAAUGGUUUGGAACUAAAAAAGAAUUGGCCAGUGUUCGUACUGUAUGCUCACAUGUUGAAAACAUGUUGAAAGGUGUAACCAAAGGUUAUCAAUAUAAAAUGCGUGCGGUAUAUGCCCAUUUCCCUAUUAAUUGUGUUACAACAGAAAAUGAUACUGUAAUUGAAAUCAGAAAUUUCUUGGGCGAGAAAUACAUUCGAAGAGUGAAGAUGGCCCCAGGAGUUACAGUUAAAAAUUCCCAAAAACAAAAGGAUGAACUGGUCCUUGAAGGAAAUUCUUUAGAAGAUGUAUCAAGAUCUGCUGCUCUCAUUCAACAAAGUACAACAGUAAAAAAUAAGGAUAUACGUAAAUUUUUAGACGGAUUGUAUGUAUCAGAAAAAACCACAGUUGUUCAAGAUGAAUAGAAUAUAAUAAAUAAUUAUAAAGAA
This is a messenger RNA of Harmonia axyridis, 752 nucleotides long. RefSeq names its product 60S ribosomal protein L9. Gene Ontology annotation, molecular function: structural constituent of ribosome; rRNA binding. Gene Ontology annotation, biological process: cytoplasmic translation. Gene Ontology annotation, cellular component: cytosolic large ribosomal subunit; ribosome. The transcript has 3 exons. Lineage: Eukaryota; Metazoa; Arthropoda; Insecta; Coleoptera; Coccinellidae. The coding region runs from base 159 to 728 and encodes 189 amino acids. The record is from RefSeq and is a predicted model, not a curated record.